AUGGCUUCCCUACCGAGCACCCAGAAGGGCGUCGUGAUCAACAAGACGGGCGGUACCGACGUCCUCGAGUACAAGACUGACUUGCCCGUCCCCGCCCCCGCCGCCGGCCAGGUCCUGGUUAAGAACGACUACCUCGGCAUUAACUACAUCGAUACGUACUUCCGCACCGGUCUAUACAAGCCGGCGCAGUUCCCGUACGUUCUCGGUCGCGAGGCCGAAGGGACCAUUGUUAAGGCGGGCGGCGGAGAGCUUUAUGGGCUGAAGGAGGGCGAUAGGGUGGUCUGGUUGGGCGAGGCCGCUUAUGCCGAGUACACUGCCGUCCCUGCCGACAAGGUGUACAAAAUCCCGGACGGCAUCCCUCCUAAGGUUGCCGCUGCCGCUCUUCUCCAGGGCCUCACGGCGCUGUCCCUCGUGCGCGAGGCGUACCACGUCGAGAAGGGCGACUGGGUGCUUGUGCACGCUGCCGCCGGUGGCACUGGGCUGCUCCUCGUGCAGCUGCUUAAGGCGAUCGGGGCCAAUACGAUCGGCACGGCGUCGACGCCGGAGAAGGUGGAGCUCGCCCGGCGCGCGGGGGCAACCCACGUGAUCAACUACAGCGUCGAGGACGUCAAGGCCAAGGUGCUCGAGUUGACGGGCGGCGCCGGAGUGGCCGCAGUGCUCGACGGCGUCGGCAAGGCGACCUUCGACCUGAGUCUCGAGUCUGUCGCGCGCAAAGGUACGCUCGUGUCGUUCGGCAACGCGUCGGGUGCCGUCCCCCCUUUCGCGAUCGCGCGGCUGUCGGCGCGCAACACACGCCUCUUGCGACCGACCCUGUUCAACUACAUCGCGACGCGCGCCGAGUUCGAGGCCUACGCCGCCGACCUGUUCGGCUUCGCGGCGCGUGGUGAGCUUGACUUCCGCAUUCACGACACGUACCCGCUCAGUGAGAUCGCGCGUGCGCACGCCGACCUCGAAGGCCGCCGGACGGCGGGGAAGCUGCUGCUGGACCCGACGAAAUAA
This is a messenger RNA of Durotheca rogersii, 999 nucleotides long. RefSeq names its product NAD(P)-binding protein. The record is from RefSeq and is a predicted model, not a curated record. Gene Ontology annotation, biological process: cellular response to oxidative stress. The coding region runs from base 1 to 999 and encodes 332 amino acids. Gene Ontology annotation, cellular component: cytoplasm. Gene Ontology annotation, molecular function: zinc ion binding; quinone reductase (NADPH) activity. NCBI's taxonomy places the organism in Eukaryota, Fungi, Ascomycota, Sordariomycetes, Xylariales, Xylariaceae. The transcript is spliced from 3 exons.